AUAAAAAUGUGUGAGGGGUAUAAAAUAUAAAUGUGAGAUUUCCUUGUUGGUGUGUGCUUAUAUAAAGGAGGAGAUAGGAUGUUGCAGUUUCCUACUAUUAUUAAAGAUACCUAUAGCUAAAAGGGUUUCAAGAGAAGAGAAAAAAGAAGAGCUAUAAGCUAUAGUUUCUAUAAUUGUUAUAUAUAUUAUUUUUGUGAGGGUUUUAUUUUUUAUAUAUGGAAGAACAUCUAACUCCAUUAGCUGUUACUCAUCUUCUUCAACACACUCUAAGAAGUUUAUGCAUCCAUGAAAAUUCUCAAUGGGUUUAUGCUGUUUUUUGGAGGAUCUUGCCUAGAAACUACCCUCCACCCAAAUGGGAAGGACAAGGGGCAUAUGAUAGAUCAAGAGGAAACAGAAGGAAUUGGAUAUUAGUUUGGGAAGAUGGAUUCUGCAAUUUUGCAGCAUCAGCAGCAGCACCUGAAAUAAAGUCUGGUGGUAGUAGUGAUUGUCCUAACUCAUCAUCAGUUUAUGGUAACUGUGAAUUAAUUCAACCUUACCAAGGUCUUCAACCUGAACUUUUCUUCAAGAUGUCACAUGAGAUCUAUAACUAUGGUGAAGGAUUGAUUGGAAAAGUAGCUGCAGAUCAUAGUCACAAGUGGAUAUACAAAGAACCUAAUGAUCAAGAAAUUAACUUCUUGUCAGCAUGGCAUAAUUCAGCUGAUUCACACCCUAGGACUUGGGAAGCUCAGUUCUUGUCUGGUAUAAAGACUAUAGCCCUCAUUGCUGUUAGAGAAGGUGUUGUUCAAUUAGGAGCUGUUCAUAAGGUGAUUGAAGACUUAAGCUAUGUGGUUCUAUUAAGAAAAAAGUUCAGCUACAUUGAAAGCAUACCAGGAGUACUACUACCACACCCAUCAUCAUCAGCAUACCCUUACAAACUAGAACCCUAUGGUAAUAUUCCAUCAGAACAAUGGCAUAAUUACCAAGGAAGUUAUCCACCACAACAACAAAGUGAUCAAUUAUAUGAUCAUUUCAAUAACAUGCCAAUGAAAGUAACACCAUCAAUGAGUAGUCUUGAAGCAUUACUCUCAAAGUUACCUUCAGUUGUUCCACCACAACAAUCACAACAACAACAUGUUUUAGCAUCACAAGAACAAAGAGCAUUGGAAUUUAUGGGAGGAAUGCAAAAAGUUGCAAAAGAAGAGUUAGAUGAAGAACAACAAGAAGAGGUAUAUAGACCUGAACAACUUGAUGUUGGUGAGAGUAGCACUAGUUCUAUGUCAAGGUAUCAACAUCAUCAUCAUUUCCAUCAAGAUCAUCAUCUUGGGAAUGGAUCAAACAAUAAUAAUGGAUUUUGAGUAGUAAUAAGUCCUAAUAAGUCCUAACAUUAUAUGGUAGUGAGAGUUAAUUAUUAAUUAGUUCUAAGUAUAUGAGUAUUAUUAUUAUGAUAGUAUAUUAAUAAUAAAUAAUAAUAAUAAUAAUUAGUAUGAUGAAUUUGAGGUUAUUGUUGGUAGUGUAUUUGUUCCAUGCAUGGAUGAGUGUGUAGAUUGUGUGAGUGUACGUAGUCAUUCAUAUACACUGCCAAUCUACCACAAUAUUGUACUUCAAUAUCUAAUGCUGAUGCUGCUUAAGGAUGUAAUGUAAUAUAAUAUAUAACAGCCAAUAAUUAUUAAUUUUUGUA
Messenger RNA from Trifolium pratense (red clover), 1657 nucleotides. RefSeq names its product protein RICE SALT SENSITIVE 3. The coding region runs from base 216 to 1334 and encodes 372 amino acids. The record is from RefSeq and is a predicted model, not a curated record. The transcript is spliced from 7 exons. NCBI's taxonomy places the organism in Eukaryota, Viridiplantae, Streptophyta, Magnoliopsida, Fabales, Fabaceae.